UAGCAUAGUUAUCGAAUCAACGGCGGCAAUUUUCUUACCUUCACCAAUGAGAGUCGUGCAGAGGCGGGAGCUGCGGUCCUGUAAAGGCUGGCACUUGGUUUCACAGCGGCGUCUGCUCUCGUCCCAUUGGCGCAGGUGAUCCGUCUCAGGAUGCGAGUGGAGAGCGGAGGAGAGGGGAAGAGAGAGGGGAAAGCGCCGAUGGAAAAGUAUCCAGGGCUCGGUUAGGAAGAGAACAGGAGUUCGGGCCGCUUCCGCUUGUCCUCGGGCCACUCGGCGAUGAGAGCUUGACCGAAAGGGGCACUUUGAGAUAUGAUGAGGUUUAUCUCUGGUCGGCGAUAGUACUAUGAUUUGGUAUGUGGCCACUUUGAUAGCAAGUGUAUUCAGCAGCCGAGGAACGGCCGCUCAAGGUGCCCACGGAGUGCGAGAGGAGCCCCAGUUUGUGACAGCACGUGCAGGAGAGAACGUCAUCCUGGGAUGCGACGUGUCCCACCCCCUGAACGGCCAGCCCUACGUGGUGGAGUGGUUCAAGUAUGGAAUGCCCAUCCCCUUCUUCAUCAACUUUCGCUUCUACCCUCCUCACGUGGACCCAGAAUAUGCUGGCCGCGCCACUCUGUACGGCAAGUCCUCCCUGCGGAUAGAGAACGUGCGUUCGGACGACCAGGGCUGGUAUGAGUGUAAGGUGCUGAUGCUGGAGCAGCACUACGACAGCUUCCACAACGGUAGCUGGGUGCAUCUGACUGUCAAUGCUCCUCCGUCCUUCAAGGAAACGCCACCUCUGUAUGUGGAGGCCAAGGAGACGGGGAGCAUCACACUGACCUGUACAGCUUUUGGCAACCCCAAACCCUCUGUCAGCUGGCUGCGGGAAGGCACUGUCAUGGUCAGCAGUGCCAAGUAUAAGGUGUCUGAUGGGAGUUUGACGGUGCUAUCCAUUACACGGGAGGAUCGAGGGGCUUACUCAUGUAGAGCCUUCAGUCCUCAGGGAGAGGCCAUUCACACCACACGGCUGCUAGUACAAGGCCCGCCAUUCAUCGUGGCACCGCCAGUGAACAUCACAGUGAACAUCUCGCAAGACGCCUUCUUCACUUGCCAGGCGGAGGCCUACCCCCGCAACCUGACCUACACCUGGUUCUGGGAGGAGGACAAUGUCUUCUUCAAGAAUGACCUCAAGCGCAGAGUCAGUAUUCUCAUCGACGGUUCCCUUAUCAUUGCCCAAGUUAAGCCGGAGGAUGCUGGGAAAUACACCUGUGCACCUAGCAACAGCCUGGGCCAACCACCGACUGCCUCUGCCUACCUGAUAGUGCAAUAUCCUGCCCGUGUGGUGAACAUGCCAUCUGUCAUCUACGUGGCCAUUGGUUUGCCUGGCUUCAUCCGCUGUCCUGUCGAUGCCAACCCCUCUGUAACUCUGGUUAAAUGGAAGAAGGAUGGCCUCCCUCUACGGAUAGAAAAGUACCCUGGUUGGAGCCAAAUGGAUGACGGAAGCAUCCGUGUGGCAGAGGUGACAGAGGACUCUCUCGGCACCUAUUCCUGCAUGCCUUACAAUGCCUUGGGUUCCAUGGGAUGGUCCCCUCCUGCUCCCCUGGUGCUAAAGGACCCUCCCAAAUUUUCAGUGGUUCCUGGAGGGGAGUACAGGCAGGAGGUUGGGAGAGAACUUGUUAUCCCCUGUGAGGCGGAGGGAGACCCUUUCCCUAACAUCACAUGGCGGAAGGUGGGGAAGCCCAGCAAAAGCAAGCACAAUGUUCUGCCCCGUGGCAGCUUACAGUUCAAAUCACUCACCAAGGAGGACCACGGGGAGUGGGAGUGUGUCGCCACCAAUGUCGCUACGAGCAUCACUGCCAGCACGCACGUUCAAGUCAUAGGCACAAGCCCCCACGCCCCCACUGGCAUCCGUGUGGCGGCUUCCUCCAUCUGGGCCAACGUGUCCUGGGUGGUGGGCUACGAUGGAGGAUUCCAACAGACAUUCUCAGUCUGGCUGAAGAGGGAGCAUUUAGGUCCACAUGACUGGCAGUCCAUAGCCGUGCCUGGAGGCCAUGACUGGAUGCUGGUACCUGGUUUGGAGCCAGAGACAACAUACCAGUUCAGUGUACUGGCCCAAAACAAGCUUGGCACAGGACCCUUCAGCGAGGUUGUCACUGUGAACACACUAGUAUUUCCUAUAAGUACCCCUGAACCAUUGGUGCUGCUUACCCCACCACGGUGCCUCACAGCCAAUCGCACGCAGCAGGGAGUCCUGCUCACUUGGAUCCCACCUGCCAAUCACACAGCACCUAUCCAGCAUUAUAUCAUGGAGUUUCGACUGGGGGAGAGAUGGGAGGUCUUGGACGACAGCAUUUCUGCUGGGGAGACGGAGUUGCUGGCCCGAGACCUCAUCCAGGAAGCCUGGUAUGAGUUCCGUGUCAUGGCCGUCAUGGACGACAUGAUCAGCGAGCCCAGCAACGUAGUUGGAGUGUCUAGCACAGACUUCUUCCCUCCUCCAGAGCUGGUGGAGGAGCGUGGACUGGCUCGGCCCGUGGUGGCAGGUAUUGUGGCCACCAUCUGUUUUCUAGCAGCAGCAGUUCUCUUCAGUACCAUGGCUGCCUGCUUUGUCAACAAACAGCGUCGCAGGAAACUCAAGAGGAAAAAAGACCCUCCUCUGUCAAUAACUCACUGCAGAAAAAGUGUGGAAACUCCGUCAUCUUCAGGCAAGGUGAGCCCUGAGAGUAUCCGUUCCAAGGCAUCCCAGUCAGAAACAUCUGAGGAUGGCUAUGACCAUCGUGGGAAGAAACCUCCUCCAAGUCCUGGGAAGAGGGAAGAAUUAUCUUUGUACAAGAAGACAAAAAGAGCAAUAACAAGUAAGAAGUACGGCACAAAGCACGAAGCUGAAGCAACGACACCGAUUGAACUCAUAAGCCGAGGCCCCGAUGGACGCUUCGUCAUUGAUCCCAAUGAUGCUGACAUAUCCGUUAAGCCGCGGCGGAUUGAAGGCUUCCCGUUUGUGGAAGAAUCAGAUCUCUACCCAGAAUUUCGGCAGUCUGAUGAAGAAAAUGAUGAUCCAAGACCUCUGCCACCAGUUAUGGCCCCCCUUCGGACACAUCAAAUUUCCCCAAUCUCCAGUCAAGAAUCAUAUCUUCAACCUCCAGCCUACAGCCCUCGUUUCCACAGGCCCUUCGAAGGUAUGACCAUCAUGGAGAGCAGUCGGCUCCAGGCCACAGGGCAGAUCCGUGGUUCACUCCACCACAGGGCUUUCUAUGGCUAUCUAGGCCCCCCUGGGGAUCAUGACGCACCACCUCCUUUUUACAUGCCUGAAACCAGCCCUCUCAGCUCUGUCAUGUCCUCCCCUCCAUACCUUACUGAAGGUCCUUACGGUCACCCUGUGAUUCCUGAAGAAAUAGGAGAGGGUGAUUUCCCACAAUAUGCUGUCUCUGGUUUCCCGCUUCCUCUGACACUCACCUCUUCCUCGCGUUCCCCGGAAAUUUGGCAAGGGGUAGAUUUCACUUUUGCAAGUUUGGAGGGACCUCAAUUCAUUUUUCCACCUCAUCACCCUUUGCAGCUCCGUCAUGAUUCCCCUUACCCUCCCCCUCAUGUUCUUCCCCUUAGUGCUUUCCAGACCUCCACCCUCCCUAUGCCUACAUACCCAGCCGUCCUGCCACUGGAGGCCCCAAAGAGCUACUCAAGCAAGUCUCCCAGCAAGGCAAAGCCUCAUGGCUCUCCAGCCAAGCAUUUAACUAUGCAAGAGGCACAUUUAGGGCAGCUAAGACACACAAGCCACGGUAUGGGUGUGCCAGUUUUGCCUUACACUGAUCCAAUGGCGCAUAUUGUCCCUAGCACAUUCAGUAGCCUGGACACGCGGUGGUUUGAGGCCACUCCUCGUUUUAGUCCCAGACAGGCUCGUAGGAUGGAUUCUGGCAUACAUCAGGUGGUUCUCCAGCCCUCUCGACUUUCACCACUCACACAGAGCCCUUUUAGUUCCCACGAGGGCUCCCCAGAGAUUGUAGUGCGCCCCAGGCCGCGUCCCAGCAUUGUCCAACCACCUAUACCACCAGAGAUGUCUGAGAUUACCCUCCUCCCUCCUUCCACAGCCAGCUUCUCCAGGAGAUCAUCCCCUUCCUCCUCACCUGCCCAAGGCCAGGGUAGUAGGAGAGCAAGCCCCAGCUACCGUUCCCACUUGGCCUUUGCCACAUCUGCAACCAGCUACCCAGCUUCCCAGUCUCCAUCACCUCCUAUGGACAGCAGCAUCAUAUUUGGGCAGAUGUCAUCUCAGAGGAGGACUGAGGAGGAGAUCCUUCCGUCUGAGCCUUCUCCACCCCAGUUAUCAGCUUCAGGAAAACAUCGAGGUGCGCUGAGUGCCCUAUCAGGGUCUGAGAGGAUUGAUGCACUGAGGUACCAACGUAUUAAAAAGACCAAGAAGAUGACAGUAAACAACAAUAAUUCCAAGUCCAGGAAGAAAGCAGGUGUCUCCACCUCUCAGACCCAGCAGGCCUACACCUCUCAGGUACUUCAGCCAGAGGAAGCGCUCUACCUCCGCAAGAAGAGGAAACGGCCCAUUCUCCAUGACCCAUACACUCGCUUUUCUGCUCUGCUGUAUCGCCGCCAACCUCGGGAGGACCAGAAAGCUAUUUUGGCGAGCAUGGACAACAUAGACCUCGACCAUGCUACUCUCCUCUGAAGGUCCUUGAAGACAAAGUCACAACACAAUAUGGCCCUGGUUCUAAACAUAACAAUUUUGAAGAAAAGAAUCAACAAAAAACAACUAUCAGAACUUUUCUAACCAUCUGUAUCGGGGAAUCACUAAAUUUGACCGUUCAUUCUAUUCUUCCAACUCAUUUGGUCAUUUAAAUCGUAUUAGUAACCGUUCUGAGAAACUGACGGACGCCUGAGGACUCCAAAUAACAAGAGUCCAAAAUUAGUCCCCAAAGUACAGAUUAAAUCUGUAGUAGCAGAAUUUGUUUCUUAAAUCUGAAGUCACAUGACUACCAUGAUACUGAGCCAUUGGAGGUUCUGUACACAAAUCUCUCCCCCCACCAUGAGCACUAGCAGGCACUCUGGCAAUCGUUCAUCUAAACCCUUGGCGUUACCAAUGCUGAAAAUAGCAACUUUUAAUGAAAGGAUAGUUGACAUUUUAGAGGAGAAAAUAUCAUUUAUUUCUUUCUGAACAAAGUCCACCAUCAUCUUUCUCUUUAUUUAAUUACUUGACUUAAUGAAUCAUUGAUAAAAAUGCCAAAACUAUCCUGCCUACUCCAGCUUUAAUGCUGCGAGGGAAAUCAUGGUUCUAACCUUUAUCUCUCUAAGGUUUGAAACUUUUUUUUUUGACUGGGAUUCCCAUCUACACAUAACAGUUCUGUGUGUGUUAGAAUUGAGAAAUAUAGCCCUUUAAAACAUUCAGCAGCAGAUUAGAUUAAAAUGUGUCACCACAAAUUUCAAAGUUUUACUCCAGUGCAAAAACCUGCAUUACUAUAAACUUGAUAACUAUAUAUAUAUGUAUAAAUAUAUUAGUGAUACUUGAUUACUAACUCCCAUCGUUCAACAUUUUUAUUUAAAAUUGAAAAUUUCUCCAGGCUUGGGUCUUGGGUCACAAUGAGCUGAGCCAACUCCCCCUCCUCUCCCGUUCCCUCCCCCCGGUCUCUGUUUACAGCAACCUCACAUCGGAUCCGUUCCGCCAGCAAAGUCUCUACUCUGCCGACAAACUAGCCUCGCAAACUAUGGAUAUUCUCACUUCCUACCAAGUUUACCUCAGAGCACAGGACACGAGACCACACAACCACCAGGAUCAGCCAGCAGAACUCACUAGCUUCUCUCCACUCCUUCACAUAUCCUUUUCUUUUUCUAUAGACUUUUUCUACAAUCCAAAGUUUAUGUGCUUUUUUCUAGUUGGUUAGGUGUGCACACAUACAGUUACUCUGUCUUGCACCUAGUUUUGUCACAAAAGAAAAAAAAAUAGUGCUUUAUUAAUAUUUUCUCUGCAGACACACAAAAAAAUAUAAC
This is a messenger RNA of Cynoglossus semilaevis (tongue sole), 5958 nucleotides long. It is a transcript of the gene igsf9bb, whose product is annotated as immunoglobulin superfamily, member 9Bb. The coding region runs from base 344 to 4642 and encodes 1432 amino acids. The record is from RefSeq and is a predicted model, not a curated record. Gene Ontology annotation, cellular component: neuron projection. Gene Ontology annotation, molecular function: protein binding. NCBI's taxonomy places the organism in Eukaryota, Metazoa, Chordata, Actinopteri, Pleuronectiformes, Cynoglossidae. The transcript has 20 exons.